UGUCCAAGCAUUCGAAUAUCCAUCAAUCUUUCCAAUUUCCAGUUAAGAAAUUAUUAAAAAAAAUGUUGAAUCUUGAGCUCUCAACUUCUCUGCUCCUUUGUAUUGUUCCUUUCGUCUUCUUCCUCGUCUUCAACUUCACCAAAUCCAGUAAAAUCCCAAGAGCUUACCCUCUAAUCGGUUCUUAUUUCUCCCUGUUGAAGAACAAGGACCGCCGGCUUCAAUGGAUCACCGACGUGAUUAAGAGCACUCCCAAUCUCACCUUCACCCUCCACCGCCCUCUGGGUUUCCGCGUAGUGUUCACCGCGAAUCCUUUAAAUGUGCAGCACAUCCUCAAGACGCGCUUUCCUAUCUACCGGAAAGGGGAUCUCUCGAGGAGCAUUUUGGGUGAUUUUCUCGGCGACGGGAUCUUUAACACCGACGGCGAGAGCUGGAAGUUCCAGAGACAAGUCGCCAGCCACGAGUUUAACACUAGAUCUCUCAGGAAGUUCGUGGAGACCGUGGUUGAUACAGAGCUCUCCGACCGGUUGAUUCCGAUUCUUGAUUCUGCUGCUAAGAACAAAACGGUUCUUGAUUUCCAGGAUAUUCUUCAGAGAUUCGCUUUUGAUAAUAUCUGCAGGAUUGCUUUCGGGUAUGAUCCCGGGUAUCUGUUACCCAAUCUCCCGGAAGCUAAAUUCGCGGUUGCUUUUGAAGAAGCGGUUAUGAUCAGUAGCCAAAGAUUCAGUGCUGUUAACCCUCUGAUCUGGAAAUUGAAACGUUUGUUUAACGUUGGAUCGGAGAGGAAGCUCCGGGCUGCUGUUGACGAGGUUAGAGAAUUUGCCAGAAAGAUUGUGAGAGAGAAGAAGCAGGAGCUGGAGGAGAAGUCAACGCUGGAAUCCGUUGACUUACUGUCAAGAUUCUUGAGCUCCGGCCACUCCGAGGAAAACUUCGUGAUGGAAAUCGUGAUAAGCUUUAUACUGGCCGGUCGGGACACGACGUCGGCCGCGCUGACGUGGUUUUUCUGGUUGGUUUUCCGACACCCCGAAAUCGAAAAUGAAAUUUUAAAAGAGGUAAGGUCAAAAUCAGAAUCAACAGUAUAUGAUGAAGUGAAAAACAUGGUUUACACUCACGCCGCGCUUUCUGAAACCAUGAGGCUUUACCCACCGGUCCCCAUAGAUUCAAAAGCGGCCAUUGAGGAUGAUGUUUUGCCGGACGGGACCGUCGUGAAGAAGGGAUGGAGGGUAGCUUAUCACCCUUACGCGAUGGGGAGGGUGGAGGACAUCUGGGGGAAGGACUGGGCGGAGUUCCGCCCCGAGCGGUGGCUAGAAAGGGACGGUGCCAGUGAUUCUGGGAAUUGGAACUUUGUGGGAAGGGACUCGUAUGUUUAUCCGGUGUUUCAAGCAGGGCCGAGGAUUUGUCUGGGGAAAGAAAUGGCUUUCCUACAAAUGAAGAGGGUGGUGGCUGGUGUUUUAAGGCAGUUCAAGGUGGUGCCUGUGGCUGCUGAGAACGGUGUCGAACCAGACUUCAUAAUGUAUCUAACUUCAAAAAUGAAGGGUGGUUUUCCGGUGACGAUUGAGGAAAGGUCAAGUUCUAUAUAGACUUACCUUGUAACGAUAUGGACUUAAUCGAUUCUUUCAUGAUAUAGAUGGUAAGAUAUAAACUUAUAAAUUAAG
Messenger RNA from Ipomoea nil (Japanese morning glory), 1649 nucleotides. Its product is annotated as cytochrome P450 94A2-like. NCBI's taxonomy places the organism in Eukaryota, Viridiplantae, Streptophyta, Magnoliopsida, Solanales, Convolvulaceae. Bases 63 to 1574 code for a protein of 503 amino acids. The record is from RefSeq and is a predicted model, not a curated record. The transcript has 2 exons. Gene Ontology annotation, molecular function: iron ion binding; monooxygenase activity; heme binding.